Molecule: messenger RNA, 1495 nt
Organism: Oncorhynchus keta (chum salmon)
Lineage: Eukaryota; Metazoa; Chordata; Actinopteri; Salmoniformes; Salmonidae
Product: ubiquinone biosynthesis monooxygenase COQ6, mitochondrial-like
Exons: 11
Coding region: 194-976 (260 amino acids)
Biological process (GO): ubiquinone biosynthetic process
Cellular component (GO): mitochondrion
Molecular function (GO): oxidoreductase activity
Source: RefSeq, a predicted model, not a curated record
CUGCCUCUGUUACAUGUUUUUUUUUUCGCCUUUGUUACAUAUAUAUAAAUAUACAACAUGGCUGGAUUAUAGAAUAGCCACCGCUGCGAAUAGGACAUAUGCAAGGCGAGUUUAGUCCUGAUUAAGAACAUCCCAACAAUACAGUUGGAGUUGUUUUAGGGUUAGACGAGUCCCACGUUACGUUGUUUUAAAGAUGCAUAGUCUCACUAAAGCAACGCUGGUUUUAAAUGGAAUUGGGCGGCGGUGUGUUGCUAUGAAUCGUUUUUCAGGAGCAAGAAUCAUUUGCAGGGGACUCGCGUGUGCAGCAGAACAUGGGGAACACGAAAUUAGCUUUAUGAUGUCAUUAUAUCUGGAGGAGGAAUGGUUGGGACCGCUAUGGCUUGGUCUUUACGUGAGUCGAGGCACGGAUCCAAGCUUGGAGGGGAAGAAGAUUCUGCUGCUUGAGGCAGGCAACAAAAUGGUGAUGGACAAGGUCCCAGACGCCUAUAGUACCAGAGUCCGCUCCAUCAGCCCAGGUGUUGGAGCAUGGAAUCACAUUAUGAACAUGAGAUGUAAGCCCUAUCAGAAGAUGCAGGUUUGGGAUGCCUGCUCAGAUGCCCUGAUUACAUUCGAUAAGGAGAACCUGCAGGACGAGAUGGCAUACAUUGUGGAGAACGACAUCAUUGUGGCAGCCCUAACAAAACAGCUGGAGAAUCUGUCUGGUCAGGUGAAGGUCCAGUACAAAACCAAGGUGGUGAUGUACACUUGGCCCAAGUCUCACCAGGUAGCUGAAUCCAUCCCCUGGGUUCAGGUCACCCUGGCCAAUGGACAGACAUUUCAAACCAAACUACUGAUUGGAGCAGAUGGGCCAAAUUUGAUGGUGAGGCAGGAGGCGGGGAUACCCACGGUCAAGUGGAAUUACGACCAAUCAGCUGUUGUGGCUGUCCUGCAUCUCCAACAGAGAACAAUGUUGCGUGGCAGAGGUUCCUUCCAAUAGGACCCAUAGCAAUGUUACCGUUGUCGGACACAGAGAGCUCUUUGGUGUGGUCGACUAGCUACUGCAGCUAGUUGAAGAGAGCUUUGUGGACACCAUCAACUCUGCCUUUUGGCGUGGCAAGAAUCGGCCCAAAAAGCCGGGUCAUGUUCCUCCUGGGCAUGGGCCACGCAUCAGAGUACAUCAGGCACCGGGUGGCCCUCAUCAGGGGCCAUGCAGCAUCUGUUGGAAUAUGAGGCGGAACGGCAGUGACACAACCUGCCCAUGAUGGCCGCCAUCGACCUGAUGAAACGACUCUACUCAACUAACGCUGCCCAUGUGGUUCUCUUACGCACCUUCGGUCUGCAAGCCACCAACACACGACCAGCCAUAAAAGAGCAGAUCAUGGCGUUUGCAAGCGAGUGACACGUACACUGGUCCUGAAGUGGCAGUUUGACGGGACUCCAAAGAUGAUAUGCCACUGUGACUUUGUGAAUGGAAUGUAAAGUGUAAAUUAAUAAAGUUAUAUAUUAUGCUCUGUUA